Molecule: messenger RNA, 5671 nt
Organism: Didymodactylos carnosus
Lineage: Eukaryota; Metazoa; Rotifera; Eurotatoria; Philodinida; Philodinidae
Source: the annotation of a GenBank genome assembly
UAGCCGAUAACCUACGACGAACUGCUCUCAGUUUUUUCCCUGUACCACUUUCCAAAAAAAACCGCGAUAAUCAAAGGAGAAACUUGUUUUGCGUUUUUCUCGAAACUGUCUUUUUUGUUUUACCUGAUUGUGCGUCAAAGAUUUCUCCGCCAUUUUAUAUGCUAGAAAGCUCGGGAAUGUUUUAAAAUGAAGUUGAAGCUCAGUGCUACAACCUAACAAAGCCAGAAUUUUUGUUUUCAAUGUAGUUUUUUACAAAAAAAUCAAGUUUUCUAAAAUUUAAAAAAUCUUCCCAAAAAAAAAUUUUCAAAUUUAAAAAAGAACUGGCUUUGUAGGGGCAAGUCUUCCCUGCAUUUUAACACCAAGCCCAGGUCCGUAUCAUUAAAAUUGCGAAAAAAUCUUUGACACACGAACACCUACUUUUUGACCUUAAUAUUAAGAUAACUCUCGCAAAACUCAAUAUUGUACUGAAAAUUAUCCAAGGUCAGGUACAUAUUUAGUAAAAAUUUCACAAAGAUUGAGUGCUCUGGGAAAAAAAUAGAUUUUUGACAGGGGGGGGGGGCCCUUAAGUAGAAAACUCAGUCGUCAUAAAAGUAGAUUAUUUUACCAGUUGCCUUAUUUUUAUUCUAGAUAUAAUUUCAUCUUCAUAAUUCGAAAUUUUAUUUUAUUUUGUAAUAAGUUUGCAUUCCUUUUUCUAAUCUUAUAUUUAUUAUUUAUUAUUGUUUUGUGUAAUCCUGUUUUAUGUAUAUAAUUAAAAAUGGCAUCAAAAUCUUUUCAACAAUUUUUCCUUAAUAUUAUUAUACAAACCUUGCUAUUACACACGUCACUAAUCACAUCAGAAAAUAUCAAAAAUGACGACGAUAGUCUAUUCAAUAUCACCAUUACGAUGCCAAAUUUCAGCACGACAUCGGUGAGUCACGAUCGAAAAUCGAAUGAUGAUGUAUCAUUGAAAAUCAAUAGAUAACCGUUUUUGUAUGAGUAUCUGAUAUGUUCGAGUGGGUUUCUCCAAUUUGUCAUUUGAGUACAGCGUUCUUAGUUCUUUAAUAUAUAUGUUACAGGGAAUGUAUACAUUCCCUGUAACAUAUAUAUCAAAGAACGUUCGCAGGGAAUCUGUACAUUCCCUGACAGCGUUCGGGGAAUUUGAGUAUAUGACAUAGAAAUUUCUCUUGGAAUAUAAAAAAUUCAUGAAUUAUGUGAUGUUUGAAGUUAGAGCAGAGAAAAAUCGUAAAAUUUAGUGAUCUACUGUCCAUUUCGAAAUAGAAUGGAAAAAAGUAUUUUUUGAAUAACUUUUUAACAGAAAGAGUUAGAACUAUGCGGUUUCCAGUAUUUGAUAGAGGACCUACUGGAAAAGAAAUCUAUGGAGAAAUUAGGCCUUCCGAUCAGAUCUAGCAUAGUGCACCUUGUCAAACAAAAUCUGAAAGCUCCCCAUUUCCAGAGAAAUAAUGUAUUUUGAAUUCUGACAGAUUUAUUCGAACCUCUAGACUGUCCUCUUUAAAACCACACAAGUUCGAAAUUCUUAUUCCCUAUCCGAGCAUUUUCCCAGGACCUACCUAUCGGCUAAACUUCAUGUUUGGGAGUUUUCAAAACACAUGGAACAUAGGUUAUUGAUCACGGUGAAUCCUUUAGCAAUGUUUGUUUCCCGAGAAAGCUUCAAAAAAAUAGUGAAUUUCUAUUUUACCACUAUGAAUUUCUAUAUCGUGAUCAAUAACCUAUGUUCCAUGUGUUUUGAAAGUUCCCAAACAUGAAGUUUAGCCGAUAGGUAGGUCCUGGGAAAAUGCUCGGAUAGGGAAUAAGAAUUUCGAACUUGUGUGGUUUUAAAGAGGACAGUCUAGAGGUUCGAAUAAAGGCGGCAUACAGACUCCCCAGGAAAUGUAUAGAUUCCCCAGGGAAUGUGAAUAUUCCCUAGGGAAUGUACACAUUCCCUGCGAAUGUCAGAGAAUGUAUACAUUCCCUGUAACAUAUAUAAACAUAAAAGCUUGAGUUCUAAAUGUUGUUUUCUAAAAUUCUUAAAUAAUUUGUUUCUCAAAAGCCAAAAGUUUUGAUUGCCUAUAUAUAUAAGUGAUUUUGAUUCCUAGUAUAAUGACGUUUAGAAAUGACUAAUUCUCGAAAGCCUGCUCAGAAUUCGUGAAAUAUACGAUUAUCCGUCUAAGAGAGUAACUUCUGCGUAGCAAACGAAGUUAUAUCUCACAGACUUUCCUGGAUACUUAUGCAAUUAAAAUAUUUCUAAACACUCUGAUUUGUAGAGCAAACUUUUCUGAUCAAAAUAAGAUCUCGCACAAGUCUGUAUGACCUUGCAUCAAAAGUCACAAGCAUUUUCCUAGAGGUUCUAAACUUGAGUAUUUCAUACAGCGUUUAAUACAGCAUUUUCUUUGUAUAAGAGUUACACCUGAAGUAUUUCCCAAGAUUUUUAAUAGCGGUUUGUCGUAGAGAGUUUAUUCUUUUUUUGUUUUAAAGAGGAAAUGGUCUGAGAGGAACAUGGUCAGAUCAGCGCCGAUUUUUGAAUUAGGUCUUAGUUUUUUAUCAAAUUGAGGAUUUAUGGAGAAUCUGGAAGGAGUUUUCGGGUUUUGGAGGUUGUUGGUUGCCUGGAAAAUCAAUAAAGGCUUGACUAAAAAAUCGGCGCCGGUCAGACCAUAUAGUUCGGUGUACCUUAAAACAAAACAAACCCGAACUCUCCAGCUUGAAGUAUAUUAAAACAUCUUAGGACACACUUCAGGGUCCGUUUUGAACCGUGAUCUCUGGAAAACUCCUGAACGGUAAGACUUGGAGACAAAAAAUUUUUUCAUUCUCGUAACUCAUCACGCCGAUCAUUUACUUAAAGUUUCGUCAAGAUCGGAUGUACGGUGUCGGCGAUCAUUUCUGAGAGAGGGGCGCCCCUUAAUUACGAAUGAGGACCGUGCACUACUAGCUCGGAAACGCUUUGCUUCCGUACAAAUUGUACAAACUGCUUAAACAUUUGAGAAAAACUUUUCGUGACCACUGUUGUCAUGAUCGUGGCGGCUUAGAAAAGUUUAGAUUACUACUAUUCGUCUCCAAAUACAAUGGAGUAACUCAUUUUUUUAACAAAUUUUUAACGAACUGUGACAGAGACUUGCGGUUUCCGCCAUAGUGUAGCCAGGGCCUGACAAAAUAGUUCUGUGAAAAAGUCCUGUAUGCCGCCUGAAGGUGGUAUAUCUUACUAAUGUUUGAAAGACACGAUUGCCAGACUGUGAAAAAACAAUGAAUUUUCAAUACAAGUAAGGUAGCUCGAACUAUACAAGUCCCGAAUCUCUCGCUGUUAUGGUUAGGGAGAUAUAGACAUUCUCCGAUGACAUACCUGUCAGCCAAAAGGCAUGUCUGGGAAUCUCGACAAUACAUGAUACAUAGGCUAUCGAACGCACUAAUCAUCGUCACAAUGUUUAUUUUCUUCCUCAGGUCGCUGGGACUUCAGCUGAGCUGUUUUUUUAGAAAAUCUCGACUUUCUCGUAUGAAGACGUCAAAUAGCGGCUUCUACCUUUCACACUAUUGAACAUAUGGCAGUUUUCGUGUUCUAGGAAGAUCAAUAUGCUUUCAUACAGUAUCGAUUGCCGGAUGAAGAACUGACGAUAGGUAAACAACGGUAUUCUUUCUGAUUACACUUACCCUAUAGCUCUGAACAAUUUAAGUUGGUUAUUCUCCAAUGGUUAAAAUGAAUGCUGUUCAUCACAUGUUAACGUAUGCGUGUGCAAAUGCAGGAUCGAAUAGCCAAACAUGGUGGGAAAUCUAAUUUAUAUAAUGAUUAUGUUUUCUAUUUACUACUUCCUUUAGGAGUUCCGGAGUAGUUUGUGGCGGGGGAGAACAGGUUAUCAUACAUGGAUGGGCGAGAAAUGCUCCAUCAAUGAGACUACCAGACGAUGUUGGAUUUUCGGUUGGAAAGAAUACACCAUACAAAUAUAUUGUUCUUAACAUUCAUUAUUUGACGAUAUUACAGAACGAUAAAUCUGGAAAUCAAUUAUUAAUGAGUAAAAAAAAACCAAACCUUCAAAUGGGUAUUUUAUUAGGUGCUACAAGUCAAAUAUAUUUGAAACCGAAAUCGCAUACACGCGUUAACUCAAUGUAUCGUGUUCGUUUUGGUGAAAUCACUCAAAUUGUCAAAAGUGAUCCACAAUGGGCUCAGUCAUUUUAUCAGCUCCCAUUGCCUGUAGAAGUUGUGCAAGGUGAUUAUAUAAUUGGACAAUGUGUUUACGAUAAUGACGGAGAACGAACAAUUGUUACGGGUGGAACACAUCAUGAUGAAAUGUGCAAUGUUUAUGCAAUGUUCGCCUAUCAUUCUGAUUCACAGAAAAAACCACUUAAUUCAUGUUGGGAGAAUCAAUUUGCGGGAUUAAUUAAUUUGAUUCCAACGGAUGCCGACGUACCUCCUCGAACACCAUUAGAAAUAAGUGGUAAUUUAUAUAAUCAUGCUGAACAUACAAUGGACAAUCAUUUACAAUUAACAAAUGAUUGGGCAUUAACAUCCAACGGUGAUAAUUUGUAUAAAUGCAUUGAAACAUGGCCCGAUUCAAAGUCAACACCUGGUGUAGGUGAGAUCGGAGGUAUUGCAUUAGAUUUGAACGACGAUCUUGUUAUUUUUCAUCGAGGACAACGGAAAUGGGAGAAUAAGUAUUUUAAUGAUGAUUUUCAUUUUCGUAAUGACGCUUUUGGACCAAUUGAAGAAGAUGUACUCAUUCAUAUUGACACGAAAACUGGAAUGAUCACGCAAAAGUGGGGAGCAAAAACGUUUUACAUGCCACAUGGAAUCACAAUUGAUGAUCGCGGAAAUUUUUGGCUAACAGAUAUUGCUAUGCAUCAAGUGUUUAUGUAUUCAUUAAAAGAUAAGAAUCGUCCAUCGUUAAUUGUGGGUCAAAAGUUCCAACCUGGAUCUGGUCGAGCUCGGUUAUGUCGACCAGCUGAUGUUGCUGUGAUGAAAAAUGAAGAGUUUUAUGUUGCGGAUGGUUACUGUAAUAGUCGAAUCGUAAAAUUCAAUAAGUAUGGCGAGUACAUAACUGAAUGGGGCACUGUCGUCAAUGGUGUGCACGAUGUGGACGGUUUUCCACUACCAAAUCAAUGGAAUAUCGUUCAUUCGUUAGCAUUAAACGAAGAACAAAAAUUACUAUGUGGUGCUGAUAGAGAAAACUAUCGAAUUCAGUGUUUUGAUUUACAAGGACAAUUUCAACGACAAAUUCAUGUUGAACAAAAAAAUACUAUUGCACCCAUUUAUGCUAUUGAAUUCACACCAACAGCAAAUAGUACUGUGUUAUACGCCGUGACAGGUGGUCAAGCACAAAUAAAAAAAGUCUAUUUAAUUAACGCUCGUGAUGGUAAAAUAUUGACAUCUUUCGAGCCCAAUUCACAUUUGGUAUCACCUCAUGACAUAACUGUUAGUGCAAAUGGUAGCAUCCAUCGUUUAAAUACAGCCAUUAUUGGUAUUAAAAAUACCUCUCGACGAAGUGGUGGCAGCUUUAUGGGUAAUUGGAUGCAUCAUCGUAAAGGUUUUGAACGUUUAAAUCAAUAUAGUGAUGAUGAAAAUGAGCCUGUCGAUCAAAAUUCUGAUGGAAACGAGGACUCAGAAAAUGCUACACCAUCUAAUGGAAAGGAAACAAUAACGGAGUCUGAUGUGACACAAAAUAAUACCUCAUUAAAUAACAUCGCAUUUAAAAUGGAUAAUAACCUUUACUAA